Manihot esculenta (cassava) is the source of this 1125-nucleotide messenger RNA. Its product is annotated as peroxisomal membrane protein 11C-like. NCBI's taxonomy places the organism in Eukaryota, Viridiplantae, Streptophyta, Magnoliopsida, Malpighiales, Euphorbiaceae. Gene Ontology annotation, cellular component: peroxisomal membrane. The record is from RefSeq and is a predicted model, not a curated record. Bases 201 to 908 code for a protein of 235 amino acids. Gene Ontology annotation, biological process: regulation of peroxisome size; peroxisome fission. The transcript has 8 exons.
AGAGCCAAACAAGGCCUUAAUCAGGGGUCUGUCGUUAUUAGCUCUACGGAGAGGCAAAAGAAGACACAGAUUGCUCACUGCCUCUUUUUUUUUUUCUCUCUUUUGGGUGCGGUAGAUUUUUUCAGAGAGAGAAAGUGAAGAAAAAGGAGAUUGUGGUUUUCGAGGCUGAAUCCAUCGGGCACUCCACUCGGACAAAAAAAAUGACUUCAUUGGAUGCAACAAGAGCAGAACUUGGUUUAUUAGUUUUGUAUCUGAACAAGGCUGAAUCCAGAGACAAGAUCUGCAGGGCAAUUCAAUAUGGUUCAAAAUUCAUAAGUAAUGGACAGCCUGGUACGGCCCAGAAUGUGGACAAAUCAACAAGCCUGGCCCGUAAAGUUUUCCGACUUCUUAAGUUUGUCAAUGAUCUGCAUGCUCUUAUUAGCCCUGUCCCGCAAGGAACUCCCCUUCCUCUUGUUUUAUUGGGAAAGUCAAAAAAUGCAUUGUUGUCUACUUUCUUAUUUCUCGAUCAAAUCGUCUGGCUUGGGAGAACUGGCAUCUAUAAGAACAAAGAACGUGCUGAGCUAAUUGGUCGUAUAUCUCUUUACUGUUGGAUGGGAUCCUCAGUCUGUACCACCUUGGUGGAGAUUGGAGAGAUUGGAAGGCUUUCUGCAUCAAUGAAGAAGCUAGAGAAGGAGCUUAAGAACGGUGAUAAAUAUCAAAAUGAGCAAUACCGGGCUAAACUUCAAAAAUCAAACGAGAGAUCACUGGCCUUGGUUAAGGCUGCCAUGGAUUUCGUAGUUGCAGUUGGGCUGCUUCAAUUGGCACCCAAGAAAGUUACCCCUCGUGUAACAGGAGCCUUUGGAUUUGUUAGCUCUUUAAUUUCCUGCUAUCAGUUACUUCCAUCACGGCCAAAAGCCAAGACCACAUGAAGAUACAAUUCUGCUCUGUUCUGUUGUUCAGGAAGUUAUAUGAGUUAAAAUAAUAAUUAUUUGAACAUUAUAAAUUCCGCUUUAGAGUAAUUAGCCACAUUCUAGGUGGAAGUAAAAGGUUUCUCACUAUUUAAAGCCAGUUUUAAAAUUCUGUUGUCACAGUUCACUCUGCUUAUUUGUAAUAGUAAUAAUAUAUUGGUGCAUUUCUGGUUUUCUA